AUGAGGCUCUCGAGCCGCGCAAGAGCGCAGGGCCCCAUUGGCUGGAAAGCCUUUGAGCUGGGAGCCCUGAUUGGCUGAGGGGCCUGAGGCGACAGAUUCCGGAAAGGGAAAGAGCACCCAACAUGGCGGCAGAGCGCGGCGCGGGCCAGCAACAGUCGCAGGAGAUGAUGGAGGUUGACAGGCGGGUUGAAUCAGAAGAGUCGGGCGAUGAAGAAGGGAAGAAGCAGAGCAGCGGGAUGGUGGCAGAUCUCAGCGCACACAGCCUGAAGGAUGGAGAGGAGCGGGGGGCGGAGGACCCAGAAGAAGGACAAGAGCUGCCUGUGGAUAUGGAGACCAUUAGCCUGGACAGAGACGCAGAGGAUGUUGAUUUGAAUCAUUAUCGCAUUGGAAAAAUUGAAGGAUUUGAGGUGCUGAAGAAAGUGAAGACUCUCUGCCUCCGGCAGAAUCUAAUUAAGUGUAUUGAGAACCUAGAGGAGCUGCAGAGUCUUCGCGAGCUGGAUCUUUAUGACAACCAGAUCAGGAAGAUUGAGAACCUGGAGGCACUGACAGAGCUAGAGAUUCUAGAUAUUUCUUUUAAUCUACUGAGAAACAUUGAAGGAAUUGAUAAGUUGACACGACUGAAGAAGCUCUUCUUAGUCAACAACAAGAUCAACAAAAUUGAGAACAUAAGCAGCUUGCACCAACUGCAGAUGCUGGAGCUGGGGUCCAACCGGAUACGGGCGAUUGAAAAUAUCGACACGUUAACCAACCUGGAGAGUUUGUUUUUGGGGAAAAACAAGAUCACUAAGCUUCAGAAUCUGGACGCACUCACCAACCUGACCGUCCUCAGCAUGCAGAGCAACCGGCUGACCAAGAUCGAGGGCCUGCAGAGCCUGGUGAACCUCCGGGAGCUGUAUCUCAGCCACAAUGGCAUCGAGGUCAUCGAGGGCCUGGACAACAACAACAAACUCACGAUGUUGGACAUUGCAUCAAAUAGAAUCAAAAAGAUUGAGAAUAUCAGCCACCUAACAGAGCUGCAGGAAUUCUGGAUGAACGACAACCUCCUGGACUGCUGGAGCGACUUGGACGAGCUCAAGGGCGCCAGGAGCCUGGAGACGGUGUACCUGGAGCGGAACCCUCUGCAGCGGGACCCGCAGUACCGGCGGAAGAUCAUGCUGGCCCUGCCCAGCGUGCGGCAGAUCGACGCCACCUUCGUCAGGUUCUGAGGCCUGCUCCUGCAGAGCCUCCCGGCCACGGUUUUAAUCCACCCAUCGCUCCUGCAGCGUCACUGUAUCAGCAGUCACAAACCCAAAGGCAAUAAAAAGGCACCGAGUGAA
Molecule: messenger RNA, 1316 nt
Organism: Odocoileus virginianus texanus
Lineage: Eukaryota; Metazoa; Chordata; Mammalia; Artiodactyla; Cervidae
Gene: PPP1R7
Product: protein phosphatase 1 regulatory subunit 7
Molecular function (GO): protein binding
Source: RefSeq, a predicted model, not a curated record